AUGACUGAGGAGCCGGUCUCGUUCAGACUGAUAGCUGAUUUGAAUAGUCUAUCUAAAUCCUUGCUUCGGGAUUUGAUCACAGGUUCAUCAGGCAUAUCGAAACUUAUUAAGCAUCAAGUGUCUCUUCUUGAGUUGUACUCUCAUGAAUCGAAGAAGCUCGAGAGGAUCGGCUACUGUGACUAUGAACUUGCCUAUGUUUGCUACACGUUGGCGUUGCUGCUUUAUACGAACCUGGAGAAACUACUUUCAGAAAAGACUGUGGACUUUGUGCGAUCGAUUAAACAGAAUCUCGUGAUAAGAAAAGACAGUUACGAGACGAUAAGGUCAUUUCUCGAUUCUAAUGAGAAUGAGACUAAUGUAGAUCCCCUGAACUUGGGUUCUUAUGUUUCUGUUGGGCACGUAAAGGCAAACUUAAAACUGCUGAUGGACAAUUUCAAGUACAGAGAAGUGAUAUUCGUUGAAGAAUUGCACAAUAUCAUCAGUCUGACAUCUUCUAGCAAAGUCCUUUUGAUAGACUAUAGAGCAUCGAAAGAUUUCAACUACAAUCAUAUCAAACAUUCGGAAAUCAUCAAUAUCGAGCCAUCUCAUAUAAAUGCAAUCUUUUCACAGAAUAAAGACGUCACCGAUCAAGACUUAGAGGAACGGCUAAAGCUCCAUUUACUGCAGGACCAAUUCCACAAAUUCCAGAAUAGAUACAAGUACGACUUAAUAGUCAUCUACAACUUGAAGUAUGGCACCCAUAUGUCGCAUAUGGACCGAUUUGCAUAUCUCAAGGAAGUCCUUUUGAACGAAGAUUCAAGUGCACUUCCUACGAGAAACCCCUUCAAUAAUUUGGUAGAAUUGAUCAUGUUCAAGAACAAGUACAUUAGCUCCAAGUUGAAACGGCAUCCAUGUUAUUUGGCUGGCGGUGUAUUCCAUUGGCAUUCGGUGUAUGGGGACGACAGUUUUUAUACAGGCACUUCCUAUGGAAAUUCUUCUUCUAUUGCUCGAACUUCUUCUCCCUAUCUUAAGAACUUUGGCGAGUACUUGCUGACAGCAAAGUCUACAGAUGAUACUCCAAUAUCCAAUGCAUUCGUGCCUAUUAUUCCUUCGGCAAGUAUGUCCAAGUACAACCCUUCAUCGGCAAUUAAGUCCAGCACUUCUAGUAGUACGAUUACGACGACAAAUGUUUCACCUCCAAUUCAGCAGCCACCAACCGUCAAGAGAACACUUUCAGUCACAAUUCCUAACAACUCUUCAUCUUCUUCGACGACUACAUCAAUAACAGAAAAGCCUACUAUUGCGUCUGUAGCCGGUAUAACUACAAAUAACACUCCCAGCAAAUUCCUUGAUCUGUAUGUAACUGGUUUGGUAAAUUUGGGUAAUUCUUGUUACAUGAAUUGUAUUCUACAGUGUUUGGGUGCAACUCCUCCUCUUACAAAGUUCUUUUUCCCAGGUAUUUCCAACAGUUUGCCAUCGUCGUCACAGGUUCAAUCUUAUCGUCAACACAUCAAUGUUAACAACAAAUUGGGAUCUAAAGGUAUUAUGACCACAAACUUCUUUGGGCUAUUAGCCAAUAUGUUCAACAGUAAUGGGAAGUCGUAUUCACCUACAAAUUUUAAGAAAGUGAUGGGAUCCUUAUCCCCUGGAGGACAGUUUGCCACAUUUGACCAACAGGAUUGUCUUGAAUUCUUGACUUUUCUUCUUGAUGGUUUGCACGAAGACUUGAAUCAAAUGGUGAUAUCAAAUCCUGAAGAAAAGAAGGCCAUAUCAGAGCUCACGCCUGAACAAGAGAAAACGAGAGAAAUCUUACCUGUUCGUUUGGCUUCCACAAUUGAAUGGGAGAGAUAUUUGAAGCUCAACUUCUCAAUCAUUGUCGACUAUUUUCAGGGUCAGUACUUGUCGCAAUUGAAAUGUUUGGAAUGUGGAAUGACUUCAACCACCUACAAUGCUUUUUCGGUUUUAUCAUUACCUAUUCCUGAAAAACUUGGCUAUUCAACUAACCAAAGAGUUCUGUUGGAUGAUUGUCUUAAGGAGUUUACAACUACUGAAUUGUUGGAUGACAACAACAAAUGGCAUUGCCCUCGUUGUAAGAGAUUCACCAAGCUGACGAAGAAGAUCACUAUCACACGUUUACCGCAGAUCUUGAUUAUUCACUUCAAAAGAUUUAAGAUGACUCCCAAUGGUUACUUUAACAAGUUGGAUACAUUUGUCAACUUUCCAGUUAAAGACACUCUUGACUUGACAUCUUAUUGGCCAGAUGUUGGUACCAGUGUCAAUUCGAAUCUCAAGGAUUCUGAGAUCAUGAGUAAAGAGAAAGAAGAGCAGAUUUUGUCAACAUUGCCCAGCAGAAACCAACAGAAACCGUUCCGCUACAAGCUUUACGGUGUUGCUAACCAUUUUGGAAAUUUGACAACUGGCCAUUACACUUCUUAUAUUCACAAGGAAGGUGAGUCAAAAAAGACCAGAGGCUGGAUCUACUUUGAUGAUGCCAAGCUUACUUACAAUUGUAAAGAAAGCGACGUAAUGAAUAAGAAUGCCUACUGUCUUUUCUAUCAACGUAUCUAA
Messenger RNA from Scheffersomyces stipitis CBS 6054, 2547 nucleotides. RefSeq names its product ubiquitin-specific protease (gene DOA4). Gene Ontology annotation, biological process: protein deubiquitination. NCBI's taxonomy places the organism in Eukaryota, Fungi, Ascomycota, Pichiomycetes, Serinales, Debaryomycetaceae. The transcript is spliced from 3 exons. The coding region runs from base 1 to 2547 and encodes 848 amino acids. Gene Ontology annotation, molecular function: cysteine-type deubiquitinase activity. The record is from RefSeq and is a predicted model, not a curated record.